AUGUACUCGAGCACGUCGCAGGACCCGACCGCAGCUGCUAUACGACUGAGUCAUCAGGCUGAGCUGACAGAGGCACUCGCUGAUAUCCUUCAACGCCAGGACCUGUUGAUUCGACUGUGCAAGAGUCUUAUCCGCUAUGGCGCACCCUCCCAUAGGAUCGAAAUGGCGAUGGAGGCCAUGUGCAAGACGUUCGGGAUCGACGGGUCGUUUGCAUUCAUGCCAGGUCUGAUGAUGAUCUCCUUUGGAGAUUCGGACACGCACACGAGCGAGACGCACCUAAUCAAGUGUGCUCAGGGGUUUGAUAUGGGACGCUUGGCCAGGGUGCACAAGAUUGCUCGUGCGCUUGUAAAUGGUGAUUUAGAUCCUGGAGAAGCACUCGCGACACUCAAGGACAUCAACAGCGAGAAACCAUUAUACAACACUUGGGUGAUGCUGGUAUCAUUUGUUGCUUAUAGCGGAUUCAUCGCACCAUUGAUAUUCAAAGGCAGCUGGAACGACAUGCUGGCUAGCAUGGCCCUAGGAGCCGUCGUGGGCUUAACUAAUCUCCUGGCGACCCGGUACUCAGUAUAUUCAAGCGUAUUUGAAGUCAGCACUAGCAUCUUGAUUGCGUUCGUAGCCAAGGCUCUGAGAGACUAUGUUUGCUUCACGGGAGUUGUCCUGAGCGCGAUUGUAGUCCUCCUCCCCGGUCUUUCCCUUACAACAUCGAUCAUGGAACUGUCGUCGCGGUACAUUAUUUCAGGCUCAGUCCGCAUGUUCUACAGUUUGAUAUAUUGUUUGUUCUUAGGCUUUGGUCUAUCGAUUGGGUCGAACCUAUGGGAUGCGUUUAAGGAGCCUCCGCCGGGCGAUUUAAGGAUGGGGUACUGCCAUCCAGCUACAGAGCCCUGGAGGUGGAUCCUAUUCCCACUGCUGGGGGUCGCGCUGAGCAUUCAGUUGUAUGCUAGUCCGAAGCAAUGGCCCGUGAUACUUAUCUGCAGCUCUGUUGGAUAUGGAAUCAGCGAACUGGCAGGACUGUACUGGCCGCACACACUGCAUAUUGCUGCUGCCGUGAGCGCGUUCGUGGUCGGACUCUUAGGAAAUAUCUAUGAAAGGAUCACUCAUGAACUUGCGUUUGUUCCUAUCUUGGGGUCUAUUUUGCUUAUCGUGCCUGGAGGAAUGGGCGUCCGCUCCACACUGCUUCUCUUAGAUGAAUCUGGGAACGCAUCUCAGGGCACGGCGUUUGCGCUGCAAAUGAUCCUUGUCGCCCUUGGAAUCGCCGUAGGGCUCUUUGCGUCCACUCUCGUGGUUUACCCUCGUAAGUGUCCAGUCGCUUGA
This is a messenger RNA of Gamsiella multidivaricata, 1311 nucleotides long. RefSeq lists its product as uncharacterized. The transcript is spliced from 2 exons. Bases 1 to 1311 code for a protein of 436 amino acids. Gene Ontology annotation, biological process: transmembrane transport. Lineage: Eukaryota; Fungi; Mortierellomycota; Mortierellomycetes; Mortierellales; Mortierellaceae. The record is from RefSeq and is a predicted model, not a curated record. Gene Ontology annotation, molecular function: transmembrane transporter activity.